Messenger RNA from Exophiala dermatitidis NIH/UT8656, 3388 nucleotides. RefSeq lists its product as uncharacterized. The transcript has a single exon. The record is from RefSeq and is a predicted model, not a curated record. Gene Ontology annotation, cellular component: nucleus; chromosome, centromeric region. Gene Ontology annotation, biological process: protein localization to kinetochore; mitotic cell cycle; kinetochore assembly. Lineage: Eukaryota; Fungi; Ascomycota; Eurotiomycetes; Chaetothyriales; Herpotrichiellaceae. The coding region runs from base 1368 to 2291 and encodes 307 amino acids.
GGGGCAUAACACGCCAGAGCUAGCAUUAUUUGUAACUAACACCAUUACACAACCUGCACCGCAAGGCAUUCUGCAAUGAUAGCUGACCGAAGCCUCUGUGUCCGUUUCAAGACAGCUUCCAGAAACACCUUGAUCCCAGCCAACCCCCUAACAAGAACGCCGGUCCCUAAGGUAUCAAGUGAUCCCCUUCUGGUCAAUUGCCACCGGGACGUAAUACAAUCUCUGCCUAAGUCAUGGUAUAGCCGGCUCCCGUAGCAGCAGCCAUGAAAUCCCACUGUCCCGGCGGCAGAUUAUCUCGACGUGGGGUGAAAUCAGCGGUUGCGGGUCGAGGCGUGGUGUCGGAAAGACUGGCCAGAGCGGGAUCGAGGUCAUCCUCGGGCUUUCUCUUCUUGGGUCGACCUCUCGGACGACUAGUAUUGGGCGGAUCAAGCACAUAUUCUUCCUUCAGCUGCAUCGAGACAUUGGGAUCAUACCCACGUUCGCGCGCCAGUUUUCGGAGGCCAGCCAGAGUCUUGGGGUCCAUACCCGUAACCUCCUGGAUUCUUUCAGACGAGAUGUUGGCCUCGGCCAGCGCGAGAGCCUGGAUUCGCACAGCCGUCGUGUGUUCCUGCAUCUUCAAGACCUUGGGGAUCUUGGCCUCUGCAGACCGGUGCGACCAGUCACUGCUUCGGAAAAAGGCGGCCGGGUCUGCCGCUUGACGCGUGAUACUAUUUUCGAUGCCUUGUUCUUUCAUUGCGUCAAGAUAAUUCUGGCAUCCCAGCAGGUGGACGCGCUGCCGCGAGGUGUGCUGGGCCAUCUCUCGGCCACAGUACUUGCAUCGUACCUGGGCGAGUUUCUGUGGUGGGUAGCAAAGCAGUUAGUUAACGAGGCCGUUGCGCGCGCCAUGCAGCCUGGAGGUGCAAUGUCUUGAGGUGGUCAGCUACCUGAGUGCCCUCCGGGUCCUGCGGAAUGAUUUCCCAUGCCGAAUGAGUCUCGGUGUCGCCAGGCUUGUUCUUGUACCCGCCGGAGCCUGGACCUCCCAUCUUUCAAGUUCAAUUUGGAUGAUUCGGUCAGUCAAGCGUUGGUGGUAAUCGGAUUGUCUUUUGACAAAGUGAUGGCGAGAUGACGGCGAGGUUGCCGGCGAAAAUGUGGCGGAGCCUGAGGUAUUACCUGCGCCGCGUCUUCAAAAGACAUAGUCACCACGCUAGUCCCGAUCGAGUCCCAAUAACAAUUGCAGUGCCAGUGUCUCGGCGCAUUCACCUGCAACUUCGCAGUCUUGGAGGAUUGCCCGACACUCGCGUCGCAAUGCAUCGCCGUCGUCGCAGUGAAAAUUGCCGAUGGUAUUCAUAACUUGAAGUCCCUGUGUCGCUGUUGAAAGCAUCACCGCUAUGGCGGACAUCUCGCAGGCCGCGACCUCGCUCCUGACGGAACAUCUGCAGUAUACUCCUCUGUCACUAAUCGACGACAUCAUCAACUCGGUCAACAACUUUGUGUACCAAGGCGUGGGCAGUUUGGAGACCGGGCUUUUGUCUACACCUCCUGAAAAACUGGGAUUUAAAGCGGUCCAGUCCGGCGACACCGACGCGCCUGAAUACCCUGAUGCAAAACAAGAGAUUGAGGAAGGCUUACACAAACUCGAGACGCUGUUGAAUUCCACGGUGGACAAGAACUUUGACAAAUUCGAGAUUUAUGUGCUGAGGAACGUCCUCUCCGUGCCAGCAGACCUGGUCAACUGGGUGCGCCUGAGCCACUACGAGAACAUUACAUUUCCGCCUCCUGAGAAUGCGCCUACGGCAGAACGCGUACAACUGUUGCGGCGGAAGCUCGCCGCGUCGCGGGCUGUAUCGAGAUCAUUGCUGGAAGAACAUACGCGCAACGAGGCAUUACUCCAGCAGCUGCGGGCAAUCGUAGGCCAGGGCAAAGGGAACGCCAAUACCACGGAUCUAUCAUUCUUGAUGAAUGGUGCCUUGACACAGAACCUUAAGACCACUCCGAACUCAGAUCAGCAGCCACUGACGAUCAACACCAACUUUGCCGUCUCUCAGCUGCCUGCGCUUCGGGCCUUGCUAGCCGAACUCCGACCAAAAUUGGCAGCCUUGCAGAACUCUCGCAAUGCUGGGGCAGCAUUCGACAGUGCCAAGGACGAACUACGUGAGGAACGCCGCGGUUAUAUUGAGCAGCGGACGCGGUCACAUCUUGAACGUCACGGCGAGCAUCUUGAGGAGAAGGCCCCAGUAGUGGCUGGCAAGAGAGUCGAUCCUGAUGAAGUCCGAGCCGUCGAGAAGGUUGCUUCUACGUUUGAUCCAGUAUAAGAUGGUUUCUGCAGCAGCAAACCUUUUCAUCGGCAUGGUGGCACGCGCACAUACCCGGACAGCGCCGAGCGGGAUACACAUGGUGAUCACCCAGAGACUCGCACUGCCACAUACACCCACGCAUAACCUACAUAGGUAGGCUUGAACAGUUGGAAGUUUCCAGGCUGCGGACCCUCGAACAAGAUACCUCUUUGGGACCAGACGAACAACUUCAUGCACCGACACUGCAAUAUGUUGUGCAUGGCGCAAGAGUCAUGUGUACCAAGAAACCAACGGUGGAGGCACAUUAAGCGUCUAGCACGACUUCGACGAUAUUGACGGUAACCUGCUCUUGAAAUGGCAGCCAGACAUAUCUGAGCGUGACCGGUUCAAGUGUAGCGCGCGCAGGCUGGAUCCGCGUAGCGAGGAGCGCUGCAAGCCUCAAGCCGCUGGUGAGUCGGAGUAGCCAUUUGUUGGAGCAGACUUGCAAGGUUCUGCUAUUCUGCCAUGACUCGUGCGGUGAGCUUUUCCCUCCAAGGUCAUGGCCUUGCCCGCAGAUCUCAAGAUGUGGAUCAUUCGAACAAGGAUUUCAGGUCGAGGCACAACAAGAUGGACCACUGGCGUGUCAGGAGGGGUAUCAGGCGGAACCGCAGCUCGAAGAGCAAGAGAACACAAAGUGAGAAGCCUUGCCUCGCUUGAGUGCUAGAGGGCACUAUUUAGGCGAGCCCUUGACGGCCACGGAUAUGCACGACGCAGUUUCCGUCGUCCGUGGUGGAGUGGGAAUGAGUUGGCAAACGCAUUAGUUGUAUGUGAGGAUGGGGUGUUGGUCCAGGUUGCUGACUAUGCUCUUCAAUCUGCGCAUACCUAUGUAUGCUGUGAUCAAGAGACAAGAUCAUAACACGACUGGAUGUCUUUCACUUCCCUCGUUACUGGCUCGUUUCAUCGUCGCUUGACUCGUGUUCGUUGCCGUAAAUAGACGAAGUCGACGGCUGUUCAAAGGCUGAGACUGCGCCCACUGUGACCGUCUCAGCCAAUCAGUGGGCGUAUCGCAGCCAAGCAGCAGCAACUGCAUCUGUAGCCGCUGGACUUUCAGCUUCUAUUCAAUCCUUGAUCUCUUC